AUAAGGCGCGCGCGCACUCCAUUCUGCCCUUUCAUUCGGAGACAUCGCCACGCCAGCAUCGCCAGUUUUGCCAGAGAAGCAGUCUCAUCGGCUAGCAGUAGCCCAGCCACGUGUACGCUGACUGAGUUCGGAGCCCGACUAAGUCGCCUCCAAAAGGUUUGGGUGUGGCGGUGGUAAAGCUUUCCCGUUUAGGACGGGUUUUACAAGUAUUUUGGGCGUCUUUGUGCGCCUUGCUUUAUCCGUUUGAUUUUACUGUACAGAUGCGGUAAUACGCACCUGAGACCCUGCAUUUACAUGUGUAUGCUUGUUUUCUCAUUUGCGGGAUUGUGUGGGGUGGUUUGGCUUGUUAUGUUUUCAACGGGGAGGAAAGCUCAAGUCAAGUUUCCUGAAGCGUCCACGACCUGGCCUAACUACCUAGCGUGGCGGACUCUUGCUUGGGUUGGGGGACUUAGUUGAGAGUCCAAGUUCUGACGUGUUAUAUUUAUGUCGUUGUCAGAUAACAUGUCUCAGGAACCAAGCGCUUCGGGAACCUCCACGCCGAGAAGGGGGACGAACAACGCCAACCCGAGCAGGGAGGAGUGGAACACAUCCAGCCACCAGACCCGCAGAACAACGUCGCACCACAGGGACAACAGGAUGCACCGCAGGGACAACAAGAUGCGCCGCAGGGACAACAGGAUGCACCGCAGGGACAACAGGAUGCGCCACAGGGACAACGAGAUGCACCGCAGGGACAACAAGAUGCGCCGCAGGGACAACAAGAUGCACCGCAGGGACAACAGGAGGCGCCGCAGGGACAACAGGCAACGCCACAGGGACAGCGGGCCGCUCGGCGGGAGCAAGCGGGGCACAAGCUCCAGCGGACCCGCAGCCGGGGCCGGCGCUAGAGCAGCCCCAGGCGGCGCGGGCGGUUAUGGCAACACACUUACAUGUGGUCCAAGAGCUGAAGAAGCAGUUCGGCGCCAUGAAGCAGGGGCGUACCACGGGUAUCAGGGAGGAACUGGUGCGGUACGCAGGUCGACCAGUGGAGGCCUUCGACCCACAGGGCCCUGGCCCUCGGGGAGGUGCUGGUAGCUCAGGCAAGCAGAGAGAGCCAUUUCGGGAGCGACCUGGUCAAACGGCUGGCUAAGGUUAUAGCCCAGUUUGUAAAGAGUCACAGGGCAAGAUGCCCAAGGCUGGCGCAACUAAGAGUAAGGCCUCUAGAGCCAACACUUAUGAUAAUAGCUUAAGCUUUAAAGGCAAGGACGACAGGCCAACUCGAGGCCGGGUGAUGAAUGCUUUAGGUGCCAUGAAGUAGGCCACGUUGGCAGAGAUUGUAGAAGGCAAGCCUAGCGCAUCGGAUUAAGCUGGUAAGAAUUUAUAUUUG
Molecule: messenger RNA, 1366 nt
Organism: Branchiostoma belcheri (Belcher's lancelet)
Lineage: Eukaryota; Metazoa; Chordata; Leptocardii; Amphioxiformes; Branchiostomatidae
Product: splicing factor U2af large subunit A-like
Exons: 2
Coding region: 484-1074 (196 amino acids)
Source: RefSeq, a predicted model, not a curated record